AUGAAAAAUGCUUAUCCGAAUAUAAAAAUAAAUGUUUUCUUUGAAAUUUUAUAUUAAAAAAAUUAAAAUAAAAUUUAGUUAGUCUUUCCUGUACAUACUUUAAUUAAGAAAGUUUAAAUAGAAUUAGCAAAAAAAUUAUCAUUUAAUCCUUUUAAAUUUUAAUGUAUUUUUAUGUCUGAAAAAUCUUCUUUGCCAAUGAAUGAAUGCUCGUCUUUAUAUUAAAAUGAUAUAUAAAAUAAUAAUCUAAUUUUUGUCAAAAUUAUUAAUAUUUAAACUAGAUAAUAAGCACCUAAUAUAAAUAAAUUAGAUACUCCUGAUUAUAAAAAUGCCACUUUAUUAGAUUUAGUUAGUUAAAGACCUUAUUAUAUGUAAACAGUAACUAAAGGUUUAAAUUUAAAUGCAAUUUGCACAAAUAAAAGAUGUAUUAAUUUUAAUAAAAAUACUAUUUUUUGUCUCGGAUUAGGAACAUUUGAUUAUUAAAAUAUUAUUAAAAAUACUGAGUGUCCAAAUUGUCCUGAUAAAAUGCUUUUUAGAAGUACAAAAUGCAUAGUAAAAGAUUUCGUUUUUUAAGAAUGUCUAUGGAGUUUAGAAGGUAUAAAAUAAGGAAAUUUAAUCUCAUUUGAAUUUAAAUAAGAAGAUUGGAUUUAAGUAAAUAGUUGUGAUUUAGUUAAUUUUAAGAAAGUCUUAUUAGAAAAUAAUUGGGGAAGUGUAAAAAUUAUUGUUAAAAAUAUAGGAAAAAACUAAUAGAAAUUACCUUAUUAUGCUUAAUGA
Molecule: messenger RNA, 771 nt
Organism: Ichthyophthirius multifiliis
Lineage: Eukaryota; Ciliophora; Oligohymenophorea; Hymenostomatida
Exons: 2
Source: RefSeq, a predicted model, not a curated record